AUCACCCGUGACCUUGGCUCUCUUCCUUCUCUUGGUUUUGUAUCAGGACGAGCAUGGCGAGUAAAGACCCCGGCGUGAGUAGUUUUCUGCAGCAGCUGCGGCAGAUAGCAGGCAGAAUGUCAUCGGGACCUCGGGGUGCAGGACUCGGUAUGAAGCUGCUGAUCGGUGCAGGAGCACUCGCUUAUGGAGUGAAGGAAGCCACAUACACAGUUGAAGGAGGCCAGAGAGCGAUAAUCUUCAACAGGAUCGGAGGGAUGCAGAUGGACACGGUGCUCGCAGAAGGACUCCACUUCAGGAUACCCUGGUUCCAGUAUCCCAUCAUCUAUGACAUCCGAGCCCGACCCAGAAAGAUCUCCUCUCUCACUGGAAGCAAAGAUCUUCAGAUGGUGAACCUCACGCUGAGAGUUCUGUCGCGGCCACUGGCAUCCAACCUCCCCACCCUCUACCAGCAGCUGGGACAAGACUACGACGAGCGCGUCCUGCCGUCCAUCGUCAACGAGGUGCUGAAGAGUGUUGUGGCGAAGUUCAACGCCUCGCAGCUCAUCACACAGAGAGCACAGGUUUCCCUGUUGAUCCGCAGAGAGCUGUUUGAGCGAGCAAAAGACUUCAACAUCAUCCUGGACGAUGUGGCCAUCACUGAGCUCAGCUUCAGCCGCGAGUACACGGCCGCUGUGGAGGCCAAACAAGUUGCCCAACAGGAGGCCCAGCGAGCUCAGUUUUACGUGGAGAAGGCCAAACAGGACCAGAGACAGAAGAUCAUCCAGGCUGAAGGAGAAGCUCAGGCUGCCAAGAUGCUGGGCGAGGCCGUGACGAAGAACCCAGGCUACCUGAAACUCAGGAAGAUCCGGGCGGCGCAGAACAUUGCCAAGACAGUGGCGCAAUCCCAAAACAAAGUGUACCUGAGUGCCGACAGCCUGGUGCUCAAUCUGCAGGACAGUGGCAGCUUCAAUUUGUCAUUGAAGUGAAGAAGUCACCUCCCUGCUGGUUUGCCAUCAUUCCUCCAGUUUCUUCCAGUUCACUCAUUCUACCAGGUUUAUCUGUCUAUCAGUCACGUUUACAGGCUGCCGCAAUACUGACUUUAAUGUGUCAGUCAGCAGCCGCUCAAGCUGCUUCAUCAGUGACAAUAAAAAGAGAACUUCCUCUGACGUUUUUCAUCAGCUGUGAGCGUUUACAGUUAGCCAAUAACCAGCAGCUUUUGGUUUAACUUCGCCUCCGGACGUCACAGAAGAACAUGUAACUCACAUUUUAUUAAUCAUUACAACUUGUCGGUCUCAUGUCUGAAUAAACUACCAUUUCUGUAUCACUUUCUGAAAUUA
Messenger RNA from Stegastes partitus (bicolor damselfish), 1316 nucleotides. RefSeq names its product prohibitin-2-like. Lineage: Eukaryota; Metazoa; Chordata; Actinopteri; Pomacentridae. The transcript is spliced from 10 exons. Gene Ontology annotation, biological process: mitochondrion organization. Bases 54 to 965 code for a protein of 303 amino acids. The record is from RefSeq and is a predicted model, not a curated record. Gene Ontology annotation, cellular component: mitochondrion; membrane.